GGGUACAUUUAUAUGUAUGUGAAAUGAACUAUCAGCUAAAUUAUUACACCCUGUGAAAUCAACUAAUUUUCACUGAUUCUUCUCUAUCCAACUCAAAAAUUUUUAUUGUUUUAAUGGUUAUAGUUCAGUAUAUUGUAUUACGUCGUGAUUUGUCAACGGUAUUAAAUUGGCCAUUAGGUGCAUUAAUUGCACAAGGUUGUCAUGCCGCGACAGCAGCCAUUACUACUUACUAUACACAUUCAAAUACGGUGUUAUAUCUAAACGAACUAAAUAGAAUGCAUAAAAUUGUUUUAGGAGUUGAGAAUGCAGAACAAUUGGAAAAUUUAGCAAAUAAAUUAAAAGAUGCCGGUAUUGAUUAUUAUUUGUGGAUAGAACAACCGGAAAAUCUAUGCACAGCAUUAGCUACACGCCCAUACGAGAAAUCAAUUAUUCAGGUUUAUUUCAAAGGACUUAAAUUAUUAUCAUGAACUAAUAUAUAUAACGUUGUGUCAUAGUGUUGUUUUGUAGAAUUUGUGAAUGCAAUUUUCAAAAAAAUCUUUGUUUUUGUUAAAAUAAACAAAAGAAGGCACUUCUUUUACAUUAUUAUUGACAACUUGGUCGUUUAAUUCGGCAUGUUUUUUUCUGACGAUAGUUUGUAGCUUUUAGUUCUUUUGAUUGGAUUGUUUAACUUUAACGGUUAAUCAAUAGAUUCCUAAUCAUUUCUUUAUACGUUCAAAUAAAAUACACCCAGUUUUAUUUAUGGCAUACUUUGAA
Molecule: messenger RNA, 753 nt
Organism: Schistosoma margrebowiei
Lineage: Eukaryota; Metazoa; Platyhelminthes; Trematoda; Strigeidida; Schistosomatidae
Source: the annotation of a GenBank genome assembly